Molecule: messenger RNA, 684 nt
Organism: Dermatophagoides farinae (American house dust mite)
Lineage: Eukaryota; Metazoa; Arthropoda; Arachnida; Sarcoptiformes; Pyroglyphidae
Biological process (GO): mRNA 3'-end processing by stem-loop binding and cleavage
Cellular component (GO): U7 snRNP
Molecular function (GO): U7 snRNA binding
Source: RefSeq, a predicted model, not a curated record
UUUUGCACCGUUCAUAAAUAAUGUUUUUCGAUUAAACAUGUCUUUCAAAUUGUGACAACGAUGAAUUCUGAUCAGAAUUGUAAUAAAAUUGAAAUUUCUUUGGAUCAAGAAGAUUUUGAUCCGGAAUUAGUUCUAUUUGGUGAUGUUCAUGUGAAAAUUCCUGUUCCAGAAGCUAGAGUUUUCAAUAAUUUGGAUGAAUAUUAUAAAAGCUCAUUUCAAAAAAAGAUUCAAAUUGAAGGCAAAAAUCAACCGAAAAAUCCUGCUAAUCUAUAUGAAAGAAAUGUUGCAUUUUUUCAUAAAGAAAACUCUAAUUCGACUGAAACACCUAGAAGACGUUCCAGAGAAUUAACCGAUGUGAUAAAAAAAAUGGAACAAGCCAAAAAGGGUCCACUAUCUUUAUUAUAUGAUUCAAUGGAUAAAAUAGUCAAAAUACUGAUUCGACGACGUAAAGCUUGUUUGUUGCAUGAUGAAAGAUUUUCGUGGUUAACUGGACGAUUAAUUGCAUUUGAUAAACAUUUUAAUUUGGUCAUUGAUGAUGCAUUGGAAACCUAUCGUCAUCAGACAAAAUCAUCAUCAAUGGACAAUUCAAAUAAAACAACAAUUCGAAUAAUAAAUAAACAAUCAAAACAAAUGGUCAUUCGUGGUGAUAAUAUUGUUUUCAUUGUUCGCCAAAAGGAAUUAUAA